GCUUGCUGUAAACCAUGACCUUGGAGAGACUCGUACGUCAAGUGUGUUCCAGAUGUCAGAAGUUUCAUAGCUGUGCCCUCAGAGUAAGAUUCUGGGGAAUAAAAAAAGAGAACCAGAAGAGCAGCAAGGCACUUGGAUAUGAACGCCAAACGUUGCUUAACAUUGUGUAGUAGAACAGACAGAGUGAAAUGAAGUCAAAGGCCCCAUAUUAGAGAAUGUAGUAAUAAAGAACAAUGAGUUGUGAUGUUUAACAAGUUGGAGUAAGCUCACAUGAAGGAGGGGAAGUCAAGGUUGGCACAAGGAAAGCGGCUUAUUAGAAGGGAGUGUGCAUAUAGAGGGUGAAGUGUUAAGAAUACUAAUGACCAUAGAUUUUAUUGUCUGAUUUUUUUCUUUCUUUUCUCUUUUCGUCCAUGCGAUGCCAGCCACACAAUCUUAGUGUAAAAGUCCUAGUUAGAAUGUCAUAGGUUGUCUUAGUAGAAUAGCUAAUCCAGCAUAAUAUUGGAAACAUGAGUCUGAGUGGUGAGCGUAGGAAGACAAUCUAUAUCACAGAUUGAUUGACUUAUUCUCAAUCAUAAAGAGCCUGAUACAUAAAACAAUUUUCUGCCCCGACAAACACGAGUGGAUUGAAGUCAUCGCCCUCACCAUCAAUGCUUGCUAGUCAGUUACUCCACCCUCCCUCCUUUUGUGAUGUUAGGCUCAUUUUGUAUGUAUGUCAUACCUCACACAAUCCUCUGUGUUUCACAACCCGUUGGAAAACACUAUUUCUAUCAGUACCGUUUUACAAGCUUAUCAGGCAGUUACAAGUUAUGGAGUGUGGGUAGGACAUCGAUGCAGUGCUUCUAUUGACUAUAGUAUAAAGUAUAGUUUGCCAAUCAGAGCAUAAGCACUCAGAAGGGUAUAAUGUAGGAUGGUUGUUUAUUAAGGCAGGCGGAAAAGUAUGUGAGUUGUAGAUAAGGUAACGAGUGGAGAAAUAAUAUUAAUUGCUAGUCAACAUAUUGUACAGAUGAGUAAAAAGCUAAUACAGGAUAAACAGGAAGAAACUCACAUUAACUUGGUGCUGAUGUUAUUCUGUGUUGCCGUAAGUAGUUGAUUGGUAACAGACUCCAUAGAUGCAAGACCACUGGCAGUAGGCAGUCGAUCGUGCGAUCCUCUUGACUUUUUAGGGUGGUAGUGAGUGUCCUUUUAGCGACCGAGCUUAGUUGAACUGUAUCGAUAGGUCCAGUGAGCUACCCGUCUACUUCAAGUGAAGGAAUAGGGUGGAAAAAGUAACUAAUAUAACUGCAAAGUAGGAAAUAUAAGGCAAACUGAACUUGAAGUCCAUUUUGAUCUAGACAUGUAGAGAGCCUAUGAUGUCUGAGUGGGACGCAGAUGUGUUCGUGCGUGCUAAAUCAGUGCAAGUGAGGGCUUGAUCAAGCAGUUUUACAAACGUAUGUAAUUCAUCUGGCAUGCUUAUUUCGGAGGGAAGACUGUUCCAUAUUAUUGCAUACUUGGUGAGGAAGAAGUCUUCCCGUGUUUUUGAUCUGUAUUUCUCGAUUUUGACGGUAGAUGCUUUGUUUCGAAGUUCGUAUUCAUGUGAAUCUCGGGCAAGAAUUAUCUUGCAUAUUGAAUAAGUAAGGUUCUUGAGUGGUUUGAAGUAAAGAAUCAAAUUAAACCUAAGCCCUCUCUCCCAAAUGGGUGCUAUUCCUAAGACUUGGCAUCGGGAACUGUAUUCAAUGACUGAGUCAGUUUUAAAUAUUUUGCGGGUGAAGUCUCGUUGUAUUCCUUUCACCUUUAGUAUAUCAGAUAGGCGUAGGUUGGAAAAUAAGAACGAGCAGAUCUUGCACAAACUUUAUGAAGAAGGAUUUUAUAUUCAUUUUGAUAGAAAUUACGGAGAAUGAAUUCAAGCAAUUUCCGCAUUUAAGAUGCUUUGGCUGAGAUGUGUUCAGAGAAAAUAAGACUGUGUGAUCAGUGUACCCCUAGGUCAGUUACUGAUGCCAGUCUGGGCAGUGUGUGAUUUCUGAGUGUUAGUUGUGUUUUAAGAAACGUGUUUCCUAUACGUGACCAGCCGCACUUCUCUAUGUUGGGCCCUAACCUUUAGCGUUUGCACCAGUCGUCUACCAUGUUGAGUUCAUUUUGGAUUGUUUGCAUAGUACUACGUACAUCGCAAAUGUUAGUUUUAUAGAUGACUUUUAAGUCAUCGGCAUAGAGGUAGGUCUUACCUAUGCUAAAGCACUUGCAUAUAUUGUUGGUGUAGAUUAUAAAGAGCAAUGGACCGAAGAUACUACCCUGAACAACACCACUGGUUAUUGGUCGAGGUGUAGAUGUUGUAGAGUUAGUCUUUGUUAUUUGAUAUCUGUUCGUAAGAAAAGACUUAAUCCAUUGCAAAAAAGGAUUUAUAAUUUCAACUGACUGAAGUCUGUUCAUUAGAAGAUUAUGAGGUACCAUAUCAAAGGCUUUCUUAACAAAGAAAACGGAACUUUAGUUGGAAUUCCUCCUCUCUGUUGUUGUUUUUCUGUUCUUUUAGUUAGCCUACGAAUACAGAUGCAAUUGGAGAUCAACAUAUACAGACAGUUUGCCUGUUAACAAAACAGCCUCCAAACUCUUGCGACGCGAAGAUGGAAGACACUUAUAGAGUUACAUAUAUUUCAUUGCGCAUUGACCUUACUUUGACUGCUAUCUAAUUGGUUGUGACUACGGAGGACGUCCUCUUCAACUAAUUUCAAUAUACUUGACAACUAUUUGCGCACCUAUCGUCUAUUAGCAUUUACCCAACAUGCUCACUGACCAUAUGCGAUGACAAGACAUGGCUUCGCACUUACCAUCUAUGUCGUUAAAAUCCAGCACUAAAAAUUUUACUUGUAACUCCCGCCUUAAAUACCAGUUCAGUGAUAUUUCCAGCUAGUUGUUUCCAAAUAUGGGCUGACUUGUUUUCUUUAGUUUUUCAUCCAGCAAAUAAAUACGUAUAUUUUUUUGCUGAAUUCUCUACGUUUCCUAUACUCCAUUACACCAUAAUCCCAAAAUCUUCCGGAACUACCAGUGAACGGCAGACCAAUCCUAAAAACCCAACUAUACUUUAACAUUACUCAAAUUUGACUAGUAUAAGACUUGAUUAUCAACUUACUACAAUUUUUGAUAUCCUGAAAAAUGCAGAAGAGCCUUUUGACAUUCUUUACGCGUUCCCCUAAACCUUUAUCUGAAAAUUCAAACAAAAUGUGUCCAGAAUCCUCAAAAGGCACAAACUCUCCAGUUGUAUGCCUGAGACCACCCACUGGACACGAUGAUGAAAUUAUGUCCAGCCCCACUACUUCGUCCUUUAGCAAAAGACGACGGGUUAUCAUCGAGUCCAGUGAUGAUGAAGAUGAGGCCCCUGCUCUAUCAAAAGAUAAGGCAGAAGCGGUAAAUAAACAUGAUUUGUCAAAGUAUUCAUUCUCCCCGCAGCCGGUCAGACAAAAUGGCGAAAAGAUAAACGAGGCGGCAGACGAAUCUCCUCUAGAAAUGAGUGUAGUCGCGCAGGUCAAUGAGGCAUUUGAAGAUGAAACUGUUUCGUGGACUCACUUAAGCCUUCCAUUUUUGGAACCCUCUAAAAUCAAAGAUAUCAACGGUCGAAGGCCCGAUCAUCCAGAAUAUGACUCACACACAUUAUAUGUCCCAGAGGAGUUUAAGACUAAACAAACUCCUGGCAUGCGGCAGUGGUGGGAAUUAAAGUCGCGAUACACCGACGUAAUUCUGUUUUUUAAGGUUGGAAAGUUUUAUGAAAUGUACCACAUGGAUGCUAUGAUUGGCGUAAAGGAGCUUGGUUUGGUGUUUAUGAAGGGGAACUUUGCACACUGUGGAUUUCCUGAAGUGGCUUUUCCUCGUAUGGCUGAUCAGCUUGUCCGUAAAGGUUAUAAGAUUGCUCGCAUUGAACAAACGGAAUCAAUUGAUGCUAUGAAUGAACGAUGCAAACGAAAAUCUUCAAGUGAGAAGGUUGUGCGAAGAGAAGUAUGUCAACUUAUAACACCAGGUACUUGCACAGCCAGUACGAGGUCAGAGAUAUCUGAUGUAAAGGCUGUGGAGACUGGUGAUGUUGAAAACGAUGACGAAAGCUUUAGGGAUUUGAUAAACUUAUCCAAUCCUGAUUCAUUUUUACUUGCUGUUGUAGAAUCGCACGGUAAUAAAAGUUACCCUUUUGCUUUCGGAAUAGGUUUAUUGAAUGCAUCCACUGGCAAAAUCAAUAUUGGUCAGUUUUUAGAUGAUCGUCACUGUUCUCGAUUACGUACAUUUUUAUCCCACCAUCCUCCUAACCAGUUACUAAUCGAGCGUGGAACUGCAGGAGUAGCUAUAAAAUCCUUGAUAAAAACAUCUCUUUCAUGUGUUCCAACUGAGUUUCUAACGCCAACGAAACAGUUUUGGAGUGCAAAGAACACUGUCCAUGAGUUGGAGACAGCUGAUUAUUUCCCAAAACGGAUGUCCAACAUCACCGUUGAUUCGAACCAUGUCUCCAAAGUAUCUUCGUUCCCUGACAAGGAAAGUUGGCCAGAUGUUCUCUUAAAUAUGUUAUCCGAAGAUGAUCCACUAGGACGUACUGUAAAGUCAGAGUGGGAACUAGCAUUUCGGUGUCUUGGUGCACUUAUUUACUACUUACGUUACUGUUUGAUUGAUCGUGAAGUACUAUCACUGGGUUUCAUUGAUGUAUACGUACCAAUAGAUAUGAAGAAUACUAACUCUCAAAGAAGUCCUGGGUCUAUUGAAUUAUUUUAUGAUACACAGUCUCAGAUGGUUUUGGACAGUAUUACAUUAUCUAAUUUGGAUAUCAUACGAAACAAUGUAGAUGGUUCUCAAGAAGGUUCUUUGCUGCAACGUCUCAAUACUUGUUGUACCUUCUUUGGACGUCGUUUGUUGCGUCAGUGGAUAACUGCUCCACCAUGCAACCCAAAUGUUAUUAGACAAAGACAACUGGCAAUUGAAAAUCUUAUUUCUAUCAGUGACAUAAUUCCUAAACUUCGAGACAAAUUAGCUCAGUUGCCUGAUUUAGAGCGUCUUAUUACAAAAAUUCAUUUAUUGGGUUCUAAAGGUGAUAAAAACCAUCCAGAUAGUAGGGCAAUCAUAUUUGAAGAAGUUCAAUAUUCAAGAAAAAAUAUUACUGAUUUUGUGGCUACUUUAGAUGGUUUCGAAUUGAGCUAUAAAAUAAUUCAUGAAAUCAACCAUUAUUCAUUAAGCUCCGCAUAUUUGAAAAAAUUAGUAACUUUAACUAGCCUGAGCGGCAACUUUCCUGAUAUCAGUGAGAAAAUAAAUUAUUUCAAAAAUGCUUUCGAUGCUGAAAAAGCUAAAAAUGAAGGUCGAAUCAUUCCAGAACCUGGUAUAGAUCCUGAAUAUGAUGAGUCUGUGUCGGAAAUCAAAAGGAUUGUUGAGGAUAUGGACAGGUUUUUAUUAAAAUGGAGCAAAACAUUCGGCACACGGCUUGCAUAUUGGGGAACCGGUCGCAAUCGUUAUCAGAUUGAAAUCCCAGAAUCUUCAGCAUCUCGUGUUCCCAACUCAUGGCAGUUAUCUUCACAGCGAAAAGGUGUCAAACGUUAUACUUGUUCAGAGACCCAACGAUGGCUAAGCGAGUUAACUGCUGCUGAGGAACGAAAGGACGCUAGUCUACGGUCGAUAAUGCAACAUAUAUUUUCAUCGUUUAGUGAAUCAUUUACCGAGUGGCAUAUGGCUAUGUCUUGUUUAGCUGAAUUAGACUGUCUAAUUACUUUAUCUUCGUACAGUACAAAUGCCUCUGAUGUGAUGUGUCUUCCAGAAUUUAUUGAUCUAAAUUCAUCUACUAAACCAUUACUGGAAAUAGUUGAUGGAAUUCAUCCUUGUCUAAUAAAUACAUUUUCGGGUGGAGAUAUUAUUCCAAAUGAUAUAAAACUUGGUACAACAUCAUCGAUGAUAUAUUCACCAACACAACAUCAUACGUUACGUGAUACGUUUAACAAUGUUUCUGUUAUUCUUGUUACUGGUCCUAAUAUGGGUGGAAAAUCAACUUUGAUGAGACAAGCUGCUUUAUUAGUUAUACUAGCACAUUUAGGUUGUCGCAUUCCGGCCAAGUCAUGCAAACUGACUCCUGUGGAUCGGAUAUUUUCACGCCUUGGUGCAAGUGACAGAAUGCUUUCAGGUGAAAGUACGUUUUUGGUGGAGUUAUCAGAGACAGCAUCUAUUUUACAUCAUAUCACUCCUCAUAGUCUUGUUUUGAUGGAUGAAUUAGGUCGUGGAACUUCCACUCACGACGGAUCAGCCCUAGCAGGUGCAGUUGUCUCUUACUUAGCUAAACCAAAUGGGAGAUUUUUCAAUGGCUCUGGCCCUAGGACUCUGUUUUCAACGCACUAUCACAGCUUGGUAGAUCAAGUUGCUAACACAGACCCAUCUACUUCCGAUGAAGAUAUGAACCAUCUAUGCAUUGGCCUGGGUCACAUGUCUUGUAUGGUUGAAGCAGAAUCAGAGUCAACGAAUGAUUUAGAAAAUAUCACAUUUUUGUAUAAAUUUAUUCCUGGUGCAUGUCCAAAAAGUUAUGGCUUCAAUGCAGCUCGUUUAGCUAUGCUACCUGAUAAGGUUAUCCGACUUGGUUUAACCAAAGCGAAGGAGUUCGAAAAAACCACUGCAACAUUUGCAUGUCUGAGGACAUUAUUGCAAGGGCAGGUUACACUGGAGGACCUAAGACAAUGGAAUUCUAAAUUAAAAACAUUUUUAUAACAUAAAAACAAUACCUUGAAAAUCAUAUUCAUUCAACUUUUAAAUGACACGUCUUAGAUUUUAUUACCAAUACAUAUCUACUUCCCACUUUCCCUCAUUAAAUAAUCCAUAUUUUUAUA
This is a messenger RNA of Schistosoma intercalatum, 6803 nucleotides long. The record is from the annotation of a GenBank genome assembly. NCBI's taxonomy places the organism in Eukaryota, Metazoa, Platyhelminthes, Trematoda, Strigeidida, Schistosomatidae.